Homo sapiens (human) is the source of this 1023-nucleotide messenger RNA. RefSeq names its product chromosome 5 open reading frame 52 (gene C5orf52). NCBI's taxonomy places the organism in Eukaryota, Metazoa, Chordata, Mammalia, Primates, Hominidae. The record is from RefSeq and is a predicted model, not a curated record. The coding region runs from base 385 to 864 and encodes 159 amino acids. The transcript is spliced from 4 exons.
AACGAGAGCGAGGCACCACUUAUAGGGGUGGGCCAGGUAGGUUUCCCGGGGGAGCUGGCAUUGGAAUAGGCUUCUUCGCCUGCUCGGUGUCAAGACCCCGCAGGAGAUGGCGGAUUCAUUCAGGAAGCAGCCGCUCCGGGAAGCCUUAGCCAAGGGUCUUCCGGAAAGACACCAGUCUUGAUCCUGGAGCCUCAAUCCCCGCUGACCCAGCACUUUGGUUUCCAUAGCAAUUGUCUCGUCGCAGAAAGGAAUCGCCUGUGCUGGGUCUUCAGACCUCAGCUCCAUGCCGCUGAGCAGCCCCACCCUGGCUCAACCCGUUACCCGCCCCGCCAGCAGGCCGGGGUCACUGCAGUCCCCACGUCGAAGCGGAAAAGGGAAGCCGCAAUGACACAGCCGACUAGGCCCUCGGUCACCUGUGACCAGGGAUCCUCCACGAUCGGCGGGACCGCCGCCCAGGCGACCACCAGUUCCAGCGCCACCUCGGGUUCGAACUACCAGCGCGAUAGACUCGGCCGCCGCCCAGAAAUCGGCGUAGGGGGUCAGCCGCAGAUCUGCUUUCCGCGGCCGAGGUCCGCGCAGCAGCCGGUGCUGUUCAGCUUAAUGAAUUCCAGUGAAGCAGCGAUGAAAAAAACUUUACCCAAGAGCCAUUUAUCUCGGGUGAUUAUUCAUGAUAACCGCAUCACACAACGAAUCUAUGAGAUGGAGGUGAGCGCUUUAGAGAAGACCAAGAAAAAGAUCAGCCACUACUAUGAACACCUGAAAAAAAAGUUCAUGACAGAGCAGCUCAGAAAGCUCGGGCGAUGGAGAGAGGAAUCCGUGAACAGCAACCGGUACUUAACCUUCGGGAUACCACCACCAGUUUAAACUCCAGUCUCCCAAGAAAGGCCAACCACCCUAGUUCUGGCAAAGGGAUCUGCCCCAGGGUCACGAUGACACCAGUGUGACCCGAGGAGAACUAGUAACUACAACCUACACAACUGUAGAACAAUAAACAGAAACCAGCAGACAGCGGAGCAUAAUAAA